ACUAUUCGGAAAUACAGCAAGUUGUUUUCGCUGUUUUCUUUUGACAUCUGUCAUCCUAAAAAAUCAAAAAUAAACGUGACACAUUCGUGACCGAAUCAAAACAAACCCAAUUUUAUUCAUUAAUUAACCCUCGAACCGUGAUAAUGAUAACCGAAAUCGUAAAAUGGUGAGCCUAUCAAGAAGUUUCAACACCAAUUCAGGCGGCGCCACAUUUUUCAGUGAAUCCGUUAAUAUGGACGACAGGCAGCACCUCCAGCCCAUUCUGGAUUCAUACGGGGUCUUCAAGCCGCUUAAAACCAUUCCACAUUUCACUGUCCACUUAGUUUUCACAUUAAUCGUGGAAAUUAUAGCUAUCGUUUAUGCUAUCAAUCAUCCUGAUCAGACCCACAAAUGCAGGGAAUACUUCUUGAUAAUCUACUUGCAUAUCGGACUGUGGUUUCUUACGCUGGCACUAGAUCAAAUCGUCAAAUGCCACCAUCAUUCCCUGAGACUCAACGGCUACCUGGAAUUCUACAGGAAGACCAAAUUGCACGCCAGCUUGCCGUUUUACGCCGUCAGUUUGUUCACUGUCGCAUUGAUGUUUGUGCAAACUUUAAUGCAACACUUUUACCCGGACGAUUUCGGUCAGAAAUGCCUGGAUGGCGGCACGCUGUCUCCCAUUUCCUACGUAUGCUCCAUCAUAUCUCUGGAAUUUUGCGCCAUUGUCGGAAUUAACGUCAAUUACAUCAUGCAAGUGUGGAAAUUCAACAAGCAGAAACCUCUACCGGACGUCCAAAAGGAAGAAUGGACGAAUACAACAUCGCCGGAGGCCUUGACGCAAAGUGAAGUUGGCUACAGACAGCUCGGUGAUAAGGUCUACGAUUUGCUGGAAAAACAGGCCGAUUUGAUCACCUUUCUGAAGGAACACAACGCCAGAUUAGGAGAGAAAACGAUGAUAUUGAGCGCUCAAUUACAACAGACCAGGUCGAGAAACGCCUGAUAAAAAAUGUGAUAUUUAUACAGGGUGAUUUUACUUUUUAUUGUACUUGUUUUCUCGACUUUUUUUCAGUUUGUUAUGACACGAGUAAUUUUUGCAUUUUUUUCAAUUUAAUUUUAGAGAUAUUAGAGAUUGGGGAACUCAAAUAAGAGCGACUAUUUUUGUAAUAGCGAAUUAAUCUAGUACGAUUAGUACCUAAUUAGCCAUGUAAUGAAUUUAUACGAACUUUAAUUACAACCGAUACCCUUAA
Molecule: messenger RNA, 1226 nt
Organism: Phyllotreta striolata
Lineage: Eukaryota; Metazoa; Arthropoda; Insecta; Coleoptera; Chrysomelidae
Source: the annotation of a GenBank genome assembly